Messenger RNA from Pseudoliparis swirei, 6433 nucleotides. RefSeq names its product golgin A2 (gene golga2). Gene Ontology annotation, cellular component: Golgi cis cisterna; Golgi cisterna membrane; Golgi apparatus. Gene Ontology annotation, molecular function: protein binding. The record is from RefSeq and is a predicted model, not a curated record. Gene Ontology annotation, biological process: Golgi organization. NCBI's taxonomy places the organism in Eukaryota, Metazoa, Chordata, Actinopteri, Perciformes, Liparidae.
AUGGCCGACCAAAGCAGGCAAAUUAAACUCGCUGCAGCUAAGAAAAAGCUGAAGGAGUUUCAGCAGAAGGGCUCUCCUGUUAGUGUGGGAGGUGGAGGAGGUGGUGGUGGUGGUGGUGGAGGAGGAGCAGGGGCCAAGAAGAAGAGGAAGGUGAAGGGACUGAGCCAACACGAUGCAUCUUCAACAGAUAGAAACUCUCCAGACGAUUUUGACUGUUUUCUGAAAGCACUUAGUCAAAGCAAUGGAGUAGUCCUACCUCCUUAUGGCAACAGUAAGGCCUUUGCUGACAUGGAGGCCGUCGGGUCUUCAGUUCCUCAGUUGCUGGAGGACCCAAAGGGCGAGCUGGGUCAUGGCUCACCCAUGUCUAACCUCGCGAGCACUAACGCUGCUACUAACCCAGAGUCUGUUGGUCACAACACUGACCUCCAGGACUAUCCCGAUACCAAUGGCAAUGAGAGUUUAACGGAAGAAAAUAGACCACUGUCUUCCACAGAGAGCCUGCGACAGAUCUCUCAGAAACUGAAUGGACUUGUCUCUAAGUCAUCUGCUGCGUAUGUGAAUGGGGACAGUCCACCUGUUAGUGAGAGAGAGCUGGAGUGUCGGAACCAGGAGAUGGCAGCCGCCCUGGAGUCCAGCGAGCUAACAAACUCUCAGUUAAAUACCAAGCUAGACCAGCUGACACAGCAAUCUCAGGGGCUCUCCGAUCAGCUACAAAAGGAGCGAAAAGAAUUUGAACAGAGGUGUUCGAAAGAGCAGGGAGCCAUGCGGGAGCAAUUACAGGUUCACAUCCAGACCAUUGGUAUACUGGUAUCAGAGAAAUCAGAAUUACAAACGGCACUACAAUACACACAACAUGCUGCGCGGCAGAAAGCAGCUGAAGCAGAUGAGUUGAAUAACCGUCUGCAGGCAACGAAGCAGAGAGUGUCGGAGCUGGAGAGAACUCUCUCCUCCGUCUCAACACAGCAGAAACAGUUUGAAAAGCGCAACAAAGAGUUUGAAAAGGAGAGAGACAGCCUGAGGCUAGAGGUGUUUAGACUAAAUAAUUUCAGUGAGGAGUCGAAGCAGCAGAAGUCCGAGCUGUCGGAGCAGAUAAAGCUGAGCUCACAGGAGAAUAUCGCAAUGAGGCUGGAGGUGGAAGAUCUUCGCAAGAGACUCGAGAUAGCUGACCUCAUGUUGCAACAGUGCUCCAAUCAGUCCGAUCCCACCAGCGUCCACCAGCAGGUCCAGUUACUGCUGGGAGAGAAGCAGCAGCUGGAGGAACAUAACCACCAGCUGAUGGAGUCAAUAGCCCAGCUGCAGACAGAGAGGGAUUGCUAUGCAGAGCAGAUCCAAGAGGAAGGUCAUGUAUGGAAGGACAAGACGGAACAGCUGCUAACACAGGUGUCUUUGAUUGCAGAGGAGCGGGACAGAAACAUUAACCUUGUCCAGGAACUGGAAGACAGCAUCACAGAGCUAAAAAAUGCUGCAGUGUUGUUGUCCCAGGAGAGGGAGGCCCUGGAUAAUGCAGAGCCUCAGUCUUCAGGGCCAUCAGAGAGUGAGGUGGCUCUGCAGGAGGCCCUCAACACUCUACAUCUGGAGAAAGACGCUCUUAUCGCACAGUACCAGGCACAGCUACGAGAUAACGAGCAGCUGAGCCGCCUGUGUGUGGAGCAGGAGACGCGUAUGGGGGAGAUGGAACGGCAGGUGGAGAGACAAGUCGAGGAGGGAGACGACCGCCGGCGCAUGUUGGAGGAUGUUCAGUCAGACAAGGCCACUAUUAGCCGUGCUCUCACCCAGAACCGAACACUGAAGGACCAGCUGGCUGAGCUACAGAACGGUUUUGUCAAACUGACGAAUGAGAACAUGGAGCUCACCACUGCCAUCCAGUCAGAGCAACAUGUCAAAAAGGAGCUGGCCCGCAGAAUGGGGGAACUGCAAGAGGCGAUGCACGACGUCAAGGAGCAGCUGGAGCUGAAAAGUAAGGACAGCCAGGCUCUGAUGGAGCAGAGGGACCAGGUCGUGGCCCACCUGCAGCAAUACUGUGCGGGCUACCAGACGCUGGCCUCAGAGAGGGAACAGAUCCACCACCAGUACCUGCAGCAGAUCCAGCUCAUGGACCGGUUGCAGCACGAUGAAAGCCAGGGCCGCGUGCAACUGGAGAUCAGUCACAAUCAACUCAAGCAAGCGCAGGAGCAUUUGGAAACUUUAGUCAAAGACAACCAUCAGCUGCAGGCUGAGGUGAAGGAGCUGCUCAGCAGCUCAGCUCUGGCCACAUCAUCCAGAGACCAAGGCGAUGGAGUGGAGAGCCAGUCCAUGCAAGAGAGCCCAGAGAAAUCCCCCUCCAUAGUUAUACCAGAAGACUUUGAGAGCCAGAAGGAGAUGGAGGAGUUUAUUCGUGGAGCUGUGGCUCAGGUGGAGGCCGAGAGGGACGAGGCCAGGAGGCUACUGGAGGAGGAACACCGGCUCCACAUGGCAGCCAGGCACCAGGCCGCCCUGGCCCUCAGCCUCGAGCACCAACACCACGGCCACGCACCUGAUUACGACCAUGACCACGACCACCAUCACGACCACGACCACGACCUUGACCACAGCCACGACCACCAUCAUGACCGCGGCCGUGACCACCAUCACGACCACACGGAGGGCCAGCACGGUCACUGUGAACACAGUCACGAGCUUUCAGAAGGAGGAGUACCGGUGGAAGUUCAUCUGACCCUGCAAGCUGCCAUGGAGAAGAUUCAGCAUCGUUUCACCUCCCUCAUGAGGGAGAAGGCUGACCUGAAGGAGAGAGUGGAGGAGCUGGAGCACCGCUGCAUCCAGCUGUCUGGAGAGACGGACACCAUAGGGGAGUACAUCGCUCUGUACCAGAGUCAGCGGGCCAUCAUGAAGCAGAAACACCAGGAGAAGGAGCAAUACAUCAGCAUGCUGGCCCAGGACAAGGAGGAGAUGAAAGCGAAGCUGGCAGAGCUGCAGAAUCUGGUGAUGCGGCUGGUGGCCGAGAGGAACGACUGGUACAGCCGCUACAACGGAGCUGUAGCCCGCGCGGGCCCAGUGAACCCCGACAUGCUUCCUGUUGGGGAGGAGCGCACACACACACACCUUGAUGCUUCCAGUGGAGCAGAAGCCAUGGAGGUCAUUCCUUUGUCAGAGCCCACCGCGGGCCUGGAGGCCGCCCCCUCGUCCCAGUCGCUGUCGAGCGGGUCCGCCCAGAAUGACUCCCAGCCUUUGGGGCCCAAAGAGGACGGCACAGCCCAGCAGAUCAUGCAGCUGCUCCAGGAGAUCCAGAACCCCCAGGGAGCACAAAGAUCACCCCCUUUCCUCGGGGAGAACCCCUGCAUCCCCUUCUUCUACCGGCCCGACGAACAGGACGAAGUCAAGAUCCUGGUGGUGUGAGGUCUGGCUGAGGCUGCCGUGUGUGUAUGUAUGUGAGAUAUUGGACAUGUCGUGAAGUCUGGGGAAUAUUAAACGCCACCGUAUACCCGUGUUUGUAGCUUGUUGAUCUGAUUCACAAACACUUUUCAAGAAAUAUGACACCCUGCUACAUUAGUCACAGAUAUCUGAAUGUCUUUGACCCAGUUACAUUACCCCCCCCCCCACCCCCCUCUCGCUCUCUCUCUCUCUCUCUGCUCUGUGUUGGCACACAUGUGUGCAUGGUAAAAAGGAGUGUAUUAUCUAUUUUGUUUUUUUGGGGGGUUCUUUGUUUAUGCUGCUCUUCCCAGGGAGAUAACCAGUAUUUCUUAGCGCAAUCUAAUUAUUUUCCAUACCACCUUUUUUGAAUCACCAUUUCCCCUCUUGUCUCCCAUUUUACACAUAAGUGCAAUAAAAGGGCCGUAUAUAUUCCGAACCCUCGCUGACACAGGACUACAAGAGCUGUAACGUGUGUGCAACAUCAGUGCAAAUCUCAGUUUUACACAAUUCACUGUACAGAUGCCAAAUAAGAGCGUCGCGUGUGAAUGUAAUAACCCGAGUAUUUACCCGUAUGUCUGUGCAAUGUGAGGAGAGCUGUGGGUGGUGAAGAGGUGCAAGUUGAAGUUGGAUGGAGAACCUGAGGGCGCAGACUGGCCUUUGAACUGUCGGCGCUGUUCUGUUUCAAAGUCGAGAGUUGGCUCGUGAGUUACAUGAUGAGAUUCAGGAGGACGGGGGCCGGUGUCGUCGAUUGGUCCUGUUGCUAAAAUAACCUUUUCUCUACCUUUUUGUUGUCUUUUUGCUCCAAACACUGAAAAUAAGUCUCAUUUUUGUACAAUAUGAAUUGUUAAUGUCUGUGUGUUGUGAUGUCAAACAUCCUGUUGGACUGAGAAGUCACGGCUGUUAUGAGAAGAUGGUUUCUAACGUCAUUGAGGGGAUAGAUGCAAUUUAUAGAGUCCAUGUAAACAUAUUUUCGACGGUUAUUAAGACAUUAUUGUCAGAGUGUAAUUCUGAUGAAUGGUAGUGCUUGGGCUGUUUGCUUUGGAUUGUUUUCCACAUUAUUUUUUUCUUUGUCAUUAGCCUGAUAGAUAUUUAGGUUUAGUGACUGGAGGAAGUUACAGGAAGUAUGGCGUUAAAAUAAACGCCUAAGUCGUCGCUCUCCUCACAAAUGUCCACACUUUAUUUUAUUUAUUUUCUUUGUCCCUCAUCAUCGCUGCUCAACUAUAACUGAGCGCUAAUUUAAAUUCCAUGUUUUUUUGUUUUGUUUCUCAACAAACACUAUUGAUAUGAGCCUGUGCUUUGGUUACGUUUGCUUCUAUUUCCACAUGUCAAAGAUGAAUUAAUGCACAUCCUUUACAACUGGACUGAGUUUACGUGUGUGUGUGUGUGUGUGUGUGUGUGUGAGAGAGAGAUCCAAACUGUUUCCUCUUUACCCGAAGUUGCAUCUGUUGUCCUUUUUGAAGAGUUCUCUCAGAUUGAUGUAAGUAUGAUUCACUAAACUGUACAAAGCCUCUGAGGAGUCUGCGUUGUUUCUACCACCGAGCCCCUUCAUGACCUCUGGGGGAAUCCUAUGACGCCCCAGUCUGAAGCUGAGGGUUCCAGUUGAAGCUCAUUCAUGUAAUGGAAAGUGUGUUGGUGUGUGUGCAGUGUUGCACUCGGAGGGUGAAUUGUAAAUAUGAAUAGAAGGUGAGAUCCCAAAGUUAUGGGACCACUCUGAAUAUGAAAGUCUUUCCAAAACUAGUCACAAUUGUUGUAUUCAUAUUUUGGAGCUCACUUAGUAAAUCUCCUUCAGGCAUUGAAAACCAGAACUUGGGUGGGAUCCCAAUAUAUGAACCUCUUUUUCUUAAAUGUAGGACACGUCUGGCUUGAAGGGAGAGAUGCUCAUUUUCACAACUGUAGAUUGGCGGAUGGAUUGAUUGACAACUUCACUGUCGAGCCUUUUCCCUUUGCAACGAGCGACUCGGAGCAACGCCGUCACGGCUCACUUGUGUUUAAUUUCAGAUGAAUUCAAACAGAGGCCUCUGGUUUUUCGGAGUCUUCCCAUAGUUUUAAUAUGCAAGGACAGGAGGGGCAUACAGAAAUCCCGGUGACUGCUUUUGGAGGUUUUUUAACCUCAUUUGGAUGUCUUUGAAUUUUAAAAUCCUCUGUUGUGUUUCCGUUGAGCUAGAGGACGCGUCUUCAAUUGUUAAAUAGCACACUUGAUAUUUAUAACUAAAUGCAACGGGGCAGAAGGCGUUAGUGCAGAUCUUGGUCUUUUAAACCUAUUAUAAGAUGUAAUAUGUGGAGGCCAUAUGCACUUUACAGUUGUAAACUGUUUUUCACAGGCAAAGUAAACAAUGCAUUAAACCUGCAACAUUGUGCUAAUAUCCGAGGGUUUUGAAUACAUUUACUUUAAUCAUUCUUGAUUUUUUUUAUUUUUUAUUCCUCUGCUUCUUAGCAUUUUCUCACUUAGUGAUUUUCCUUUUUGAAACGUGAAAUAAGAUAUAUUUUUCUUCCUUUUAUGUUGUUUUUGGUUAGACCAAAAGUCGAGCAACAAUAAAAUCCUUUGUGUUUCGGGGCUUGUAAAAUAACAAUUAAGACGAUGUGGAUACAAUUACUUCCCACACUCUGAUUCUCUGUUAAGUAAGAUAUGCGUGAUGAAACUAAUAGCAAUGAGAAAGCAUUUAUUGUCUUUCCGGUCAACGUAAAGGUGGUGUAUAUACUGUAACUGUGUAACAUAUUGUAUAUUCAUUAUGCCGGGUGUGUGGGGGAAAGCUGCUCUGCCAUGUUUACUGGCGGUGGGUCUCUCUGUCGUUGGCGGUUCCUGACGGGCUGUGAUUUAAUACAAAGGUCGACUAAAAAAGAGAGAAUAUUCUAUUUAUUUGGAAUACGUUAGUAUCUCAACUAAUCAGUUUAAAUGUAAAAUAGAAGUCAUUUUUGGAUGGAAAUGAAGGAUCAUUCAGAGAACCGAUUUGUUCGAGGCCUGCUUCUGACAGAAGCUUUCUGAUUUGUUUUCCUCGAGUAAUAUUUUCUCCCAUUCUCCUGAUUAAAACUGAUCGAGCAACUUGAA